Messenger RNA from Hyaloscypha bicolor E, 237 nucleotides. RefSeq lists its product as uncharacterized. The record is from RefSeq and is a predicted model, not a curated record. Bases 1 to 237 code for a protein of 78 amino acids. The transcript has a single exon. Lineage: Eukaryota; Fungi; Ascomycota; Leotiomycetes; Helotiales; Hyaloscyphaceae.
AUGCAUUCGAGCAACGGAAUUAUCAGACCAUUAAACUGGCUGAACAAAAGGCGCUACCUAUCGAAGCGAAUACCGUAUCCCUCGAGCACUGCUCGCCCAAUCAAGAUAUGCCUUUUCAUCGACGGACUCGACGAGUAUGUGGAGAAACUUUUCGAGAUAAUCCAGCUCAUCAAAAAGCCCACAACUUCUAAGCCUGUCAAGAUAUGUCUUUCAAGUGGGACAUGGAAUGUAUUCUAG